Hemiscyllium ocellatum (epaulette shark) is the source of this 906-nucleotide messenger RNA. RefSeq names its product phytanoyl-CoA dioxygenase domain containing 1 (gene phyhd1). The record is from RefSeq and is a predicted model, not a curated record. The transcript has 11 exons. The coding region runs from base 1 to 870 and encodes 289 amino acids. Lineage: Eukaryota; Metazoa; Chordata; Chondrichthyes; Orectolobiformes; Hemiscylliidae.
AUGGGCAGCGUGGACCUCCGUGCAGCGCUCAACAAAGAUGGCUUUGUUAAAAUCGAAGGAUUUUUCACAGAAGAUGAAUGUGACUCCCUGAGAAAACGGAUAUUAGAGAUUAUUGAUAAGAUGGAUAUUUCCAAAGACCUUCAAACUGAAUUCACAACGCAAGAAUCGAAACAACUUAAAGCACAGGGGAGCAAAGAUUACUUCCUGACUAGCGGGGACAAAGUUCGAUUCUUUUUUGAAGAAGAAGUGUUUGAUAGCAAAGGUGAUUUUCUUGUACCAAAGGAGAAAUCUUUAAAUAAAAUUGGCCAUGCUCUUCAUGCCUUGGAGCCUAUUUUCAAAAAUCUCACUCAUUCACUCAAAGUGCAGGAGAUAGCCCGGAAGUUGGAUCUAAAGGAACCUGUCAUUGUGCAAAGCAUGUACAUCUUCAAGCAACCACAAAUUGGUGGUGAAGUAAACCCGCAUCAGGAUGCCUCCUUCCUAUAUACAGAACCUCUUGGACGUAUUGUCGGGUUUUGGAUUGCAUUGGAGGAUGCAACUGAGGAGAAUAGCUGUCUUUGGUUCAUUCCUGGCUCACACACAGCUGGUAUUACUCGGAGGAUGUUACGUGCCCCUAAAGGAGAAUAUCCUUUGCUCAAAUUUAUUGGAGAGCAACCUGAUUAUCCAGACAAUGAAUUUAUCCCAGUUCCUGUUAAAAAAGGUGGUCUUAUCCUUAUUCAUGGGGAAGUUGUGCACAAAAGUGCUCGAAACAUGUCAAAUAAAUCACGGCAUGUCUAUGCCUUCCAUCUGAUGGAAUCCCAGGAUAGUCACUGGAGUAAGGAGAACUGGUUGCAGCCAACUCCAGAACUACCAUUCCCACUUUUAUACACUUAAAUUUCAUCAUUUUAAACAGAGCUAAUACAAUACAGA